Messenger RNA from Cataglyphis hispanica, 6201 nucleotides. RefSeq names its product adenylate cyclase type 10-like. NCBI's taxonomy places the organism in Eukaryota, Metazoa, Arthropoda, Insecta, Hymenoptera, Formicidae. Gene Ontology annotation, cellular component: cytoplasm. Gene Ontology annotation, molecular function: protein binding; adenylate cyclase activity. The record is from RefSeq and is a predicted model, not a curated record.
AUGUAUGGGGGAAGUCAAGCCUUGGGUAUAAUAUUAAAUAAUUAUGUCCACAUCGUAGUCCAGGAAAUAUAUUGCAAUGAUGGAGACAUACUAAAAUUUUCUGCUCAGGGGUUAUUAGCUUCAUGGAAAAUACCUGAUGAUGAGUUUAUAUAUAACAUCGUACAAAAGACAAUUAUAUGCGCGAUAAAUAUACAAAACUCCAUAGCAGCACUGAAAAAUGAUAACGAAAUUUUCAAAGUAAAUAUAGCAGUUUCGGUGGGAGAUGUAACGUUCUCAAUCAUCGGUAGCAACGAAGCGCGACAUUUUGUGAUUUAUGGUUUGCCGAUUGAAGAGUUAAAGCUAGCCAACAGGAUUUCUCUACCAAAUGAUUUGAUAUUAACAUUAAGUGCGUGGCAGCAUUGUAAGCCGAGUCAAUACGAAUAUGUCAUCAAAAACCUAAAUAAUAUCAAGAUUAUAAGAGUAUUAGAGCAACCAGACACAAUGCCGACAUCAUGGAGUGCUAGCACUAUUUCGGAUGGUAUUACAACUUUCAGAAAAGAGAUAUUUCCAAUAAAUUCCAGACCAUCAUCACCUUACAAAGCACGUAUAUCUAUUGACAGAGGACUAUUCUUCGAGAUACCUCCGAUAAUCGCUGAUAAAGAGAGAACUGCUACAGCGAUUUCUGAGAUAAUAAAAUCGAAUCCGGAUUUUGCUAUACAUUUGAGAACUUAUUUGAUGAAGCCGGUGAUUCAGCAGAUCGAAAAGGGUAUAUCUUUAAGACUUUUGACGGAGCUUAGACGAAUUACAGUAGUAGCCUUCGAUAUUGUUCCUCCCGAAAAAUGUUCAUACGAUGAAUUAAUUCUUUUGGUUGAUAAAUGCUUUCUAUUUUUGCACAGCACAGUUACGAAAUAUUCAGGUUGUAUCAACACAGUGAAUUUGUACGAAACAAAUAUUUUCUUCUCUAUCAUAUUUGGAAUACGGGGUUGUAACGACCGCGACGACCAAUUUAAAAUCGACCAGAAUUGCAAAAAAGGACUUACAUUUGCGAUGUAUGCAUUGCAAACAGUAAAAAGCAUUGGCAAUAUGCAAAACGUAUUCGCGGGAGUUUCAACGGGAAUGGCUUACUGCGGCGUGAUCGGACAUGUUGCUAGAAAAUAUUUCGCUGUUAUUGGACCGCCUCUCGAUAAAGUUAUGAAAAUAAUGAGUAUUUCUUACGAUAAGGUUUCCUGUGAUUAUGACACUGUGAUACACAGCCACUUCAAAAAAUAUCAAUUUCGCUCACGAGGCGUAAGAAUAUUUGGACGAUUGGAGAAAUUUCAAGUCUACGAAUAUCUAGGCGAACUGAUAAAAAAAGAUACAAUUGCGCCUCUGGACUAUUGCUAUCCUAUUUUGGAUAGAGAGGAAGAAAUUGGAGUGUUUAACAAUGUUUUGGAUGAGAUCGGAAUAACAAAUCGGAAUUAUUCGGGAAUAUUAAUUGAGGGUAUCGAGAGAUCAGGAAAAUCAAGACUUUUAGAUGCUUUUGUCACGAGCGGUAGCAACAGACAAAUAAAAUCAAUUAAACUUAACCUUCACUCGACGUAUACAGACAAGGCUUAUUCAGUUAUACAUCAUAUUAUUCUGCAAAUACUUGAAGCCGAAGAUUGUGACACGGUCGAAGAGCGUAAAAAGAUAUUGCUUCUUAAAUUAAGCAAUAUACUCGUUCUGAAAGAUUUCUGUUAUCUCAACAUUUUAAUGAGAGUUGAUUUUCCUCUUUGCAACUCUUAUUGCUCGGAAUCUAAUUGGCAGCGUCAUACGAAGAUUAUUAAUAUCUUCGAAAUGAUAUUGAAGGAGUUGGUAGAUAAAAUCUGCAUUUUCCUCGACGACAUUCAGUACAUGGACUACAUGUCUUGGCAAUUUCUGUCAGCGGCUCUUAAUAACAACAAUAUUGUUAUGGCGAUGACGAUAUUGAAACCGAAGUCCUUGGAUGAUCUGUCCCACGUGGAAGUAGAAAUCUACAAAGACAAAAGGUUCAUGAUGUGUGCGUUGCACGAUCUGGACGUAAAUCUACUUCCGAUAUUCGCAUGUCAAUUCUUGAACGUCUUUGGGAUACCUAGAAGAUUAAACAAGUUUUUACGGAAGCGCAAGAACGGCCAUAUCGGAUGGUGCGAGGCAUUGCUGACGUUUCUACUUCAGAAUAACAGUUUAGACUUCAUCAAGAUAGCGCCUGGAGAAGCGAAAAGACACGAUCUCAUUUUUGUAAAUACUGCUCUGGUUACAAAGUUGCCGAUUGAUCUGACACCCGAGGAAGUUGCGCCACCUUUGCCCUGGACGCAGAUGAGCGAAUUGGAUGUCUGUGUCACAAAUGAGAAUUACUCCAAGAUUGAUGAUAUAGAGGCACAACAUGACAUGAGAGAAAUAAUGCUCAAGAUUUACAACGAGAUGAAUCCGUACGAGCAAAGUUUUAUUACGUGCGCUGCUACGCUGGGCAAAGUGUUUAAACGAAACAUACUACAAAACGUAAUGCCAAAUUCAAUACCACCGCAUACCAUCAGCGCCGUUUCCGAGAUGAUUCGAAUACGAAUAUUGGAAUGAGCCUCGCUUCAGCGACGAGAUUUCCACACCGAGGAUCUUAUCUUCUGCAUAGACAAGAAGCGAAAGACAUUCUCUGAUAUGCAUCAUUUACUAGUUUGCCAUUGCCAUCAUUCAACACCACCUCAUUACUCGCACUGCAAAAUGCUGGAAUUCAAAAUCGGCUUAUUUCGCAGUAUGAUGUAUGAUAUGCAGACAAAGGAAGAAAAGCAAAAUCAUCACGACAGAGCGGCCAAGAUAUACAGUAUGGAUGCGCGAAAGUGCAAUUCCUGUGGCAACGGUCAUUUUCUGCAAGUUCCCAGCAAAGAUAAAUUUACCGAGGAGGAAACCCCAACGCAUUCGCCUAGAAUUUCGUUGGUUCGUCAUAGAACCAUUAUUGAGGAGCAAAAUAACAAAUUCAAAUCAGGUAUAUUUUCCCCGAAGGUGAACGCGAAAAAAAAUGAUCGCAGUGAAAUCCGCAGAAUAUCUAUUCUGCCGUCGUUUCUCGAUGACGAAGAGAAAGCUCCGAAAGACGAAAUUAAAGAUAGUUUAAUAGAAGACACAUUUAUACGAAGAUUUUGGAAACGACCUGCGAUCGUCGGUCUAGAAAUAAUAAAAGAUCCUUCCUAUCCUGCCUUCUUAGAACGGUUCAAUCACAUUGAUUAUCGCAAUUGUCAAUGCGACAAUGUUCUCGGUCAUCUUUUCUGGAAGUUGCAUCAGCAUAUUGAGAACUGUGAAGAACUUGAUAAAGUGCUCGAUUUUUUUAUGGAAUACAGUGCCGCACUGAUCCAAACUGCGCAACCACUUUAUGCCAUUAAACUGCUUUCAAUUGCCACUGAAAAGAAUGAGGCUAUCGAGAUAAAUAAAUGGACAGAUGACGUAGAAAAAAUUAUCACGAAUAAAGGAAUUAUUCUAGCUUUAAUGGGCGACGCACAUAGCGAGUUGGGAAAUUAUGAUCAAGCUAAGAAGUAUUAUACAACAGCAGUGAAAUUGCGAGGUACUCUGAUCAAAACGAAGAAAGCUAUCUGUUACCGUAUAAUGUCGAGAAUGUAUUGUCAAGUGCAAUAUCCUCACUAUGUGAUUAAUGAAGUAUCGAGGCAAGCUAUUGUAAAGAGAUUGGAAUUAGUGUCAUAUAUGCGUCGUCUUUGCAUCAUGUAUAUGAUAGAAAAUAAAUUGAAGAUGGCGCAAGCUUAUGCCUUGAGAAGUUUCAAGCUGGCUUUUUCAAGUCUUGGUAGUUUUCUAGAAAAAAGCGAGAUAUAUCUUGUGACGGUUCGAGUUUUGACUUGCAUAAAAAAUAUCGCAGCGUUAAGAGGUGAAUUGGAAGAAGCUAUAAAUAUUGGUAUAAAGGUUCUAAAAAUCUCUGCAACAUUGCAUAUUAACAAAUUGAUGCUCGUUAUUGUGCCGUCUUUAAUUCAAAUAAUGCUAUGGACCAAGCGUAUCAACGAAGCUGUCGAUUUGAUACGAGAACUAUACUUUUUAGCAGAGGAGGAUGUAGAUUUGUCAGAUAAGACAUGGUAUUAUGCUCUUUCUGUAGAGUUUAUACUGGACGCAGGUGUAGUACUAGAUUCGUACGAUGUAUUCCAUAGGUAUUAUGAGAGAUGUGUAGGUAAGAAACACAUUACGAUUUGUAAAUAUGCAUUGAAAUUUAUACAAAACAUUUCUUGUUAUUAAUGACUUUUUUUCCAUCCAAUUUUAUUUCAAAUUGUAAUUAAUUUAACACGCGUAAAAAAAUAAUUAUGUAGCUCGAAAAGACUCAAAAUUUUGUGCAUGGCGCGAUCCGCAAAGCUUAAGCCACUUAUAUACAUGCCUAUGGUUAUACCAGCUUAGAAUGUAAGUAUCCAGUUAUCUCUUUUCUAUUAUCGGUUAUAUUCUCUUUCUCUCUUCUAAUGUAAAAAUAAAAAAGAUAACUGAAUUCUAAGCUAUUGAUAAAUUUCUAAAACUUGCGAGUGAAAAAUUUUUGGCUUAUUCUUUAUCGUGAAUUUUAAGCUAUUAAUAAAUUUCUAAAACAUGCGAGUAAAAAAUUUUUGGUCGUUCUUUAUUUAUGUUUUCAUACUUUUUAUAAAAAGAUCUCUGCUAUAAAAUGAUCUCAAAAUUAUCAACUUGCGUUGUUCAAAAAUAAAUAAAAAGGUAUCUUAAUUUUAAAGAAUAGUUUCUACAUUUUUUUUAUUUUCUUAUAAUUUUUGUAUAAUUUUGAGAAGUAAAUAAUUGAAUAGAUUUAUUAUGAUAUAAUUGUUAGUAAUUGAAAGAUAUUGGCUAUGCAGGGGAUACAAGGUUACUGAAGCAUUUACGCACAAGGCAGAAGAUUUUAUAAAGCAAGUCAAUUGUGACGAUUUUUCCUGAAUUUUUAUUUGCCUCAAGGUAUACUUGCGAUUUAUUAAAGGUCCACGUUUUUUUUCAAUUGUUAUAUAUUAUAUAUAAAUUAAGAAUAUGUCAAUUAUUCUUUUCUUCUGAUAAUUUCAUAAAGUUCUAAAAGCUUAUAGUUUUAAUCUAUUACGAAUAAAUCUCAAGAUUAACAUUAUCCAAUAUAUGUCUUUUACUAAUAUACUUUUACUGUUUUUUCCGAUGAUACAUCAUAUAUUAAAUAAAAAUGAUUACCUUUUUUCAAUCGCUUUUUAUGCUUUUUUUUUUUGCAGGGACUUGAAUGUCAUCUAAUGAAGCUGCUCCAUUGCAUCAAUAUGAAGCAAUCUGACGAGCUAUCGGAUCUGAUUCAAGAUAUUUCCAAAAUUAUCAAAUUUCUCAAAACUAUUUCCAAUCAUGCAACGGUCAUAAAACCGCGUUUGUAUUUGCUGAUGGCAUACCUAAAUGUUCUUCGAGGUCGGACAACGACUACACGAUUUUAUCUGCAUAAAGCACAAAAAUUUGCAACCUUGCAAGGAAAUAAACAGAUAGAAGCAUGGAUCAUACAAAAUAAAAGGGUAAUAAAUUUAGUUGAAAAUAAUAUACUUUACAAUAAAAACAAGUUAAGUUAAUUAAAUCUUUGAUUUAAUAUCUUUUGCGGAAAAUUGGUUAGAUAACUGAUAAUGAAAUGUUUUAAACAAUCCGAAUAAAUUUUUCUUGCAGACAUGGAAGGAGAAAAUGUUCAAUAAUAUGGCGCAAUACUGGGUGGAAUACAUUGAAUCACCAGAUUUUGUGGCUUGGCAGUAUAUUCACUAUUUUAACAUGAACACCUGGUCCACUAUUCUCUAUCCUUUACCGAUACCUGACUCACAUUUAUAGCAAAAAAAUGUAAUACUGUUUGACAUGUUAUUUUUUAUCACGAUGUUACAUUAAUCUAUCGCAAUCUAUGAUUAUCCUUAUAGAUGCUAGUUAAAAGGAGAUAAUAGAUAUUGUAGCGAAAUAUUUAUUUAUUAAAGGCAUAUUACAUUUUUAUGUUCUAGAAGAUAAACACGACGAUCCCUUCGUGCGCACGAUACUUCGUCAAGGCGAAAUUUUCUCGAUUCUUUUCUUUUUUUCCACAAAGUGACCUCCGCGCAUGAUAAAUCUCAAUCGUGACAGCGAUUGUCAUUCGCUUAAAUAUGGAUAUCUUCGGCGACCGAUGUUUACACUUCGUUUACAUCUCGAUGAUUAAUUAUUAUGUACUGCGAUUUAAUUAAUUGCUCUAUUUGACCGAAUUUGGCCGAGUACGCCAAGGAUGUUUGCGAAUUUGAGAGAAAAAAAAAGAGAAAAAUGGAAAAG